This is a messenger RNA of Daphnia magna, 3037 nucleotides long. RefSeq names its product centromere/kinetochore protein zw10 homolog (gene Zw10). The transcript has 6 exons. Lineage: Eukaryota; Metazoa; Arthropoda; Branchiopoda; Diplostraca; Daphniidae. The coding region runs from base 788 to 2992 and encodes 734 amino acids. The record is from RefSeq and is a predicted model, not a curated record. Gene Ontology annotation, cellular component: chromosome, centromeric region; nucleus; RZZ complex. Gene Ontology annotation, biological process: mitotic cell cycle; mitotic spindle assembly checkpoint signaling; endoplasmic reticulum to Golgi vesicle-mediated transport.
CCACCGGAUUUGAAACAGAGCCACAGACAAACAAGUUUGAAUACAGUUGCUUAACAACAUCAAAGAGCAAAUAAUCAGAUCCUUAUAAGAAGAUUUGUCUAGCCUCACCACUGCGUUUAAAAUAACAACCUUCUUCUAUGAAUUAUGAUAUAACGUGUUUUGAUACACGACCAUGGUCUAAGAACCCCGGGUUCUUAGACCAUGACACGACCAACAAUGGCCGCUGUGACCAUCCUUAUCGACGAAAUGGAACCAACCAGAGCUUGUUACAUUGAAGCACUUGCUGAUUUCAGCGUAUGCCAAUCUCGUUAUCGGUUGUCAACUUUAGAACCAAUUAAAUUAUUUUAUGGUAUCUGAGAUUUCCAUCAUGCAAAAAAUGUGCCCUCAUUGGCUUUGUCGGUAGUCUUUGUCUUGUAACGUGUAACGUCUAUUGUUAAACCAAUUGUCAAUUGAUUGACGGACUAUUGCACAAUUGAUUUCACAUAGCUAUAGGUGCGAUAAAAACAGUGUUAACUGUUAAAUUAGUUAAAUUACAAGUAUUCUUUGCUCUUUCGGCUGAUGGCUGCUUUAGCUAGAGUCAAGUAAACCCAUUAAAUAAAUCUGGCGUUGUGCACAGACGAAUAUUCAAAUCAAAUGGGAAGAGAAAUAAUAACAGAACUGGAGCUACUUGCUAACCGGAAGGCGCUUGUCACUUUUCAGAUUAUAUUGAUUUAUGAAACAAGUUUGUUGAUACCAUAUUCCGAGUUUUUUUGUCGGACCCUAAAUUCUGCUUCUUUCCAACGGUGAAAUGGCAUCGUUAGUUUCGGAAAUCUUGAUGUCAGCAGGUCAGUUGGAGAAAAGGGAUUUGCAAUCAGAACUGAACAAGGUGAAGAGCAAAAUUGAUGAUGCAAAAUUCCAGGUUUCGAAGUUUGUUGAACAGCAUUACCAGGAUUUUGAUCCGUUGCUUGUUCACUCCAGAGAACUAGCUGAAACCUCAUCUAAACUCAGUGAAGAAGUCCAGCAGUUGGUUGAAAAGGCGGAAACUGAACUCAAGUUUCAGCUGGACAGUUCAACAAAUGAAAUGAACUCUAUCGGAAGUCAGAUUAAUGCCGCCAAGCUUCAAGUACAGCUUCUGGAAAGAGUGUCUCAGCUACACACAAUUCUAGAGAAAUUGAAAAAAAUGCCUGUAGAAGAUAUUAUUCCUUAUGCAGAAGCUAUAGCUGAAGCCGAGUCGAUCCUCGCCGACGCUGAAGACCACAUUGAUACCGAGCUUGACAUUUGGCGUAGCGUCAAGUUUGAAAUCGAAAAAAAUAAAGAUAAGCUCUUGAAACAUCUGGAAGACAGUUGGAACACCGAAAUCCAGUGGACCAAAAAGGAUACACUUAUACAACUGAAACUAAAUUCUGAAAAGCUCAAAGAUGUAUUUCAAGGCCUUGCCAUUAUAGAGCAAUUGGACAGGCCACUUUGUGAAUGGAGUUCCCGUUUGUAUGACGAAAUCCUCGUACCUCUAACUAAAGCUGACACUGUUAUCCAAUUCGAAGACAAUCUUGAAUUAAUGGAAGGCCAACGACCCAUUACCGAGCUAGUAGAACUAGAAAGGGCUGUUGGGAAUAUAAGCCUGACUUUUCAGCACUUGAACAAGCACUUGGAAUUCAAACUUAACGAUGUCCUGGUCCUUCAGUUGAUUGGCAGACAAGUGGCAGGUGACUUUGUUAAGCUAUUCGUCAAAACGUGCUUGAAAUCAACGUUACCUGCCAGCAGUUCAUUACUGUCCAGCCCAGAGUACCGCGCUUCGCUAGAGAAGGUUGUUCGUCUGGAGAAGGAAAUGGUGGAGAUUGGUUUUCUCACGGAAAAAAUGAUAGAAGAAUUCGCUAUCAAUGUGGAUCUCUUUUUCGCCGAUAAACAAUGUUUGGAAAGUUUGUCCUGUGCUCGCCAAUUGAUGUGUCUCGACCUACACGACACUAUUUCUUUAAAGGACAAUGUCGAGCAGACGAUGGUGGAGGAAAACGAAAGAAACAGUGCCGAGACAGCUCAUCUAUGGAAAAUGUUGAGCGAAGGUGGCAUGGAAAUCAAAUGGAGUCCAUUCCGUUUUCCGCCUUGUCAAAUCAGUCGAUCCACUCAAGACCUCAUUGAAAUGUUGACGAAUUUGGUACAGGAGGCUGGAUCGAGCAGCGCCACUGAGCGAAGUUCUGCCCGCCUCUUGUUUACUGUCCGCUCCAUUUGCGAGUUGUACGUGUCGGUCGUGCCUGAAUAUCAUCGCGACGCCUUAAACAAAUUGCCAUUUCACGCUGCCGUGGCGCAUAACAACGGCAUGUACUUGGCCCAUUCGAUUCUGACAUUAGGCACUGGACAUCUCAUCAAAUUGGUACAACAGAAUGGAGUGCCUCUAAUGGAUUUGGUAGGAAAAUUCCGACAGUUGGCUGCCCACAUCUUUUUGGAACACAUGAAAAGUCAACGCGAUCAACUGAUGGCCAUCCUGAAAGAAGCCGGUUUCAAUCGAUUAGAAAGUGAAUCUCGAUUGCCAUCCAGCGUGGAAAAGGCAGGCCGACAAGUUUUGCACCAACUUCGAAAUUUGCAAAAGAUUUGGCAGCCCGUUUUGCCUAACGAAGUGUACUUGAGAGCCAUCGGUACUCUAUCCAACAGUGUGCUGGAAGAGUUACUCCUUCGCAUCACAACCAUGGAGGAUAUUCCAGCUGCAGCAGCAUUGCAGUUGACAGAUCAAUGCCAAAAUUUUAUCAACACUCUGCCCUUGCUUUUCGGCCCAUUUGACGCUGAGAAUUUGGAAGACAAGAAGGAAAUGUUGGCUCUUGUCAUGCAGCACAUUCACCUUUGGUCGAGAUUUGAAGAACUCAAGCAUUUGCUAGGAGCUGGACUGAGGGACAUUGAAGGCCGUUGGUCGUCGGGCAAAGGCCCAUUGGCUGUCCAUUUCGCUGCCGACGAAGUGAAGCAAAUGAUUCGUGCCCUGUUCCAAAAUACAGAUCACCGUGCCGCUACACUCUCCCGCAUUAAAUAAUAUACCCAUAAAUUGCCAAAUAAAAAUAAAAAAUUUACUACCAAA